UCCUCUCAACAUGAUCAUCUAACUUCGAAUCAAAUGAGGGAAGCUAAAGCCUUGAUACUAAGACUAGAACAAGAGAAAAAAACGGCUAUCCAGGACAUGAUGGACAAACUACAGACUGCGCUGCGGGAAAAAGAUGAGGCUGUGAAGAGCGCCAAUGAAAUGAGGAAAGUUCUGAUGGAGCGUGAGUCUCAAAACGAAGAAAUGAAAAAAGAAAAAGAUGAGUUCUUUCACAAGAUGGAGAAGCAACUUGAAGAGUCGGAGAAGAGGAGGGAAAUUGCUGAGUUGAAGAAGGAGCGAGAAAUUCAAGAGAUGACUGCUAAUUACGAGGCUGCUGCCGCGGCGGAGGAAAAUGAGAGGAAAGCAAUGAUGGAGAAGUUGAAGAGGGACAAGGCGGAGGUGGUGGCAGUAAUGCAGAAGGACAAGAAUGAGAAGCUGGAGGAAAUGUUAGUUGCCAAGGAAAUGGAGUUACAAGGGGCUCUGACUAAGAAAUCAAAGGAAGUGGAGUCGAUGCUGCAAGCGAAAGAAGAAGAGAUGAGGCUGAAAUACAAUGAAAAGGUGAAGGAGAUCGAGUUAGCUGUGGAUGAGAAAGAGCUGCAGAAAGAAGCUGCUUUAAAGGAGAAAGAGAAAGAACUCCAAGCUCUGAGGGAACAAAUGGAAUCGCUGUCACAAAAUCUGCAAAGUAGAACCUCUGAAGCUUCGCGUACUGGACAGGAACAGGCUAAUAAGAUGUCUAACCUCUUGGCUGAGCUGCAGAAAACGUCUGUUGAAAAGAAAGAAAUGGAGCAGAAGCUAUCAGAGACUCAGCACAAAUUAGACCAAGAACAGGCUAAAAUCGCGGAGAUGAUCCAGCAACACAAUAAUCUUCUGCAAGAAAAACAGGAAGAACAUCAGAAAAUUUUAACCAAAUUCAAAAAAAUGCAUCAAACAAAAAUGAGCGAAAUAUCCGAAAGUGCCAAGAAAGCCGAACAAAAAGUGGCCGAAUUGGAGAAACAGCGAAAAGCCGACGGAGAGAAACAUAUGAAAGACUUGGAGGAGAAAGAGCGACAGUUCGAGGCUGAUAAGCAGUCAGAACUUGCCCGCGUCUCCAAACGAAUGGAAAGUAAAACCAACGAGAUGAAAAAGAUUGUUAAGGAACUUAGAACAAAGCUCACUGAAAAAGAAAACCAGGCGAAGGAACUUGAGGAGAAAGUUAACAUCAUGCAACAAGAAACUGAGUCGGAAAAAAGUGCGAGUGUAAAUGACUUUGAAAAGAAAAUUGCUGAUGCUAUGAAAGUCGCCGAAGAUUUGCGUAAAGAACUAAUACAAAAAGAUAGUACAGUUAAUGACCUCGAGAAUAAAGUUAAAGAAAUUGAAGGCAAGAAAGUAAGCGAAGUGGAGGAGUUGACGAAAGACCGGGACAAUCGUUUGAAGGAAAAAGAGAGAGAAUUAGUUGACGUUAAAGGGAAGCUAACGGAAAAAGAAUAUUACUCCAAGGAACUGGAAAAACAACUUCUCGAAAUGAAAACCGAGAAGGAUCAUGAAAUCGAAGCUGUCAAGCAAAAGGCAAUCGUGAAAGUUAAAGAACUAGAAGCGGCCUUUAAUAGCAAACGAGAGGAAGAACUAAAAGUUUUAAGUUCGGAGAAGGAGAAAGAACACGUGGCAGUUAAAGAGGUGGAAAGUAAAAAGAACGAGCUUGAAAAAGUGAACAGUGAGUUAAAGGAGAAGUUAAAGACUUCCACAGAAAAUGAAGAUAAACUAAAGGAAGAAUUGGCCGGGUUGAACCAGAAGUAUAAAACUCAAUUUGAAAAUUUCAAACAGAAAUACCAAACUGACGUCCAAAAGUACAAAGAGCAGUUACUCCUUGCCGAAGAAAAAAGUCUUCAGAGUGUCUCAGAAAGCAAAAGUAGUUACGAGAAAAUGGUCGCAGGUUUGAAGGAGGGAUAUGAGCAAAGUAUUCAGAAACUUCAAGAAGAGAAAUUGCUCAUUGAGGAGAAAUGGAAACUUGAGUUGGAAAAGGUUCGCGAAAGUAAAAAGAACGAGCUUGAAAAAUUGAACAAUGAGUUGAAGGAGAAGUUAAAGGCUUCCACAGAGAAUGAAGAUAAACUCAAGGAAGAAUUGACCGGAUUGAACCUGAAGUAUAAAACUCAAUUUGAAAAUUUCAAACAGAAAUAUCAAACUGACGUUCAAGAGCACAAAGAACAAUUGCUCCUUGCGGAAGAAAAAAGUCUUCAGAGUGCCUCGGAAAGGAAAAGCCACGAGAAAAUGGUCGCAGGUUUGAAAGAGGAAUAUGAGCAGAGUAUUAAGAAACUUCAAGACGAGAAAUUGCUUAUUGAGGAGAAGUGGAAACUUGAGUUGGAAAAGGUUCGCCGAGACUUCAAUAGCAAAGCAGCUUUGAGCGAGAAAUCUCUCAGCGAUAAAAACUCACAAAUUGCUGAAUUGAGUAACAAGAUUCAAAGUUUAACAAGCCAAAUGAAUGAACAAAAGGAGCAAUCGCAGCGAAAUGUCGAUGAACUAAGUCAAAGCAUAACACUGCGAGAGGAAAAGAUUGGAAAACUGAAAGAAACUCUGAAACUCGAACAAGAAGCGCUUAAAACGCAGAAGAAGCAACACGACGAGAAAAUGGAACUGAAAGAAAAGGAAGUGACGGAAUUGAUUAUUAAAAUGGAAAAGGAAUUCAAUGACCAGCUGCUUGAAAAAGAGGACGCUAUCAAGGAGAAACUGCACGAAAUUGCUCAGCAUCAUGAUAUGGGAGUCAAGGAUGCAACAGCGAACUUAGAAAAUAUGAGGAAAGAAGAACUAACGAAGCUUGAGGAGCGGCAUCAGGCGGAAGUAUCUGAACUGAACUUGGGCUGGGAGAACAAAGUCGUGAGUAUACGCAAAGAAAACGAAGAGACUAUGGAGAAAUUUUUGAACGAAGCAAGAGAAAAGGAAGAGAAUAUGACAAAAGAGAAUAUCAACUUGAGGAAUGAAAUUGCUAAGCGAGAGAAAAUACAUCAAGCGAAGACGGAAGAGUUACAAGCCAAAGCGAACGGUGUUUCGGAAGAGAAGGAGUCCGCCAUGGAGAAGGUAAGAGAAUUGGCCGAAGAAAACAAACGUUUUAGACAGCAAAUCGACAAUCUAAACAUGGAAGUGGAAAGUAAGAUAAACGAAAUGACGGAAAGUCAUAAACGCGACAUCGAGGACAUUAAGAAUCAGUCUUUAAAGAACGUUGAGGAACUCGCUCAAGAACAGACAAACGCUUUAGCGAAUCGCGAAAGUGAAUUUGAAAAUGCCAAGAAAGAGGCAGAGGGGCGGUUGAACGAAGCAAUGGGAAGGCACAGAGAAGAAAUCGAGGAGAUGAGGGAUAGUUAUCAAGCCAAGCUGCAGGAAGUCACUAACACUUACCAACAGGAGCUGGCGCAAAUCAGGCAGAUAUACGAGAAGCAGAACAUUGAAAUGGAGAAACUUAAGAAAUAUCACGAAAUUGAACUGAACGAGCUUCGGAAAGGACAUUCCAAGACGAUGGAGGGACUGCUAAAAACGGGCGAGGAAGAUAAGAAUAAAUUUGCUGAUCGAGAACGUGUACACAUCGAAGAAGCGGAAAGGUUAAAAUCCAGGAUAGAAGAACUCGAGGUUGAAAAAUCAAAACAAGUGGAAGAGUUAACACGAUCGCGAGAACAAAGAGCGCAGAAGUUUGCCAUCGAAGAAGCGAACUUGAGAGAGCAGUUUGACCUUCUGAAGAAAAAGAUUUCCGAUGCGGAAACCCAGCAUUGUAGCAAAAUGGAGGAGCUUCGGAAGUAUGCAGAAGAGAAUGAAAAGAAAUUUGGCGUUGAGGAAACCAAGCUAAGAGAGCAAAUCGAUGCACUGAGUAAAGCUGCUGAGGAGAGUAAAGCGGCGUUUGAAAUUGAGAAGCGAAAGUUGAAAGAGCAAAUUCAAGCUUUGGAGGAAAAGCUGGGCGAAACUGAAGCAGUAAAUUCGAUUAAAAUGGACGAACUGAGAUUGUCUGCAGAGCAGAUAAAGACAGCGUUUGAUCACGAGGAGAAAAAGCUGAUCGAAGAAAUUGAUACCCUGAAGAGAACUUACAAACAACAGGCGGAGGAGAUUCGUAGGUUAUCGGAGGACUGUGAAGCUAAGUCUGUACUGGAGGACAAACUUAAGAAAGAAAUUGAACAAUUAAGGGAAAGUCACAAAAAAGAAAUUGGGGAUUUGACGCAGAGAGGCAACGUAGCUCAGACAAAACAUCGUGAAGUGGAGAAUAAAUUAAACGACGAGUUGAACAACUUGAAGAAGGAGUAUGGUAAAAAAACAAAAGAACUUCAAGAGAAUAAAGCUAAGUUGUUAGAGCAAGAAAAGCGAAUGAGAGUAGAGUUAGAGAAAGUUCAAACAGAGGCAAAGCAAACUUCGGAGGCGACGUCUACGAAUUUGCAGAAGAAACUGGAUCAAAUGAAAAAGGAAAGAGAACAAGAAGUUCAGUUGUUGAAUACAAAGUGGAAAGGGAAAUGUGAUGAGAUCAACCAGCGAUACUCAAGUCAGAUACAAAACCUACUGAAGCAACAGGAAGAAGAAAAGAAGACCUUGACUGAAGAGCAUGCGAAAGCAAUAGAGGAAUUAAGGAAUAAAAGCGAAGAGGAACGUGUUGAAUUGGAGGAGAUAGCGAAGAACCAGUUGAGCGAAGCACAGAACACUGCGUCGGACCUGCAGUUAAAGAUAAAAAAGGCAAAGGAAAAAAUCAAAAGUAUUAACGCAAAACACGAGCAAGAGUUAAAAGAAUUGCAAGAAAGUCAAGAGAAAACUGACCAGGAGAUUAAAACUCUACACGAGACGGUGUCUUCUUCGAAGAGAGAAAUGGCCGAGAAGGAGGAAAGCUACGAAAACAAACUAAGAGAGGCUGAAAAACGCCAAGAAGAGUUGCAACUUAGGAUUGUGGCCGGAGAAAGUAACAAUAAAGCUAUCGACGAGAAGUUGGCAGAGCUGAGUCGCGAAAAGCAGGAGGCGCAAGAUGCUGUUGCGACGAAGGAAACAGAGUGGCGGCAUCGAGUGCAGGCACUUGAAGCUGAAAUGGAGAAGAGGACUCAAAGCUUAGAAUCCAAACUGAAAGCGCAAGAGAAAGAACAACACGAAAAGCUUAAGGAAUAUGAGGAUGCCAAGGAACAGCAGUUGUCACAACAAGCGGAGGAACUAAUUGAACAGUAUAAGAACAAGUUGACUGAAAUGAAGAAGAAAGCAGAGAGCAAAAUUGCAGGCUUGAGGAAACAGCUCAAUGCGCAAGCUGUAGAAAAAGAGACAGCAUUGUCCAAAGUGAAGGAGUCGCUAAGCGCGUCAGAAAACAAAUUAAAGGAUCUCAAGGAGAAACAUCAAGGGGAGAUGGAGGGAUUAAAGAAACUUCAUCAAGAGGAGCUAGAGUCCAAACUCCAGGAAUUACGUCAAGCAAAAGCAUUUGAAGGUGAAGGUCGCGAAAAGGAGUUGCAGGGAAGACUUGACAAACUGGAGGCCUCAAACAAAGAGCUUUCAGAAAACAUUGAGAAUCUUCUUGUAGAGAAAAUGGAUGCUCUUCAAGAGCAGGAAUCGGGUCUGAAGGAAGAGCAUGAAUUGGAAAAAGAGAAUCUGCGGAAAGAACAUGCCAGCGAGUUGGAGAAGUGCGAAAAGAAGUGCAAGGCUAAAUUAAGCGAAAAAGAGUUGGACUAUAAUUCGAAAAUCAAACAACUUGUCCGGGAAUUUCAGAUAAAAUACAGUGAAAAGGAAAGAGAGCAACAGGAAAUGUUAGGGCAAGUGAUAGAGAAAGGACAGAAAGAGGAACAGAAGUUGAUGGAUGAGUAUAAAACUGAAAUUGUAGAAUAUCAACGAGAACUCAAACUGCGAGAGGACGAAAUGUUAGCGUUGAAAACAUCCACGGAAGAGCAACUAACGCAAAAAGACAAUGAAUUAACAGAACUUAAAAGAACUCAUUCCGAAGCGUUGCAAAAUGUUGAGAGGGAACAUCAUGAAACGAUACAAGAGAUGGUUCGAAAGAACGAAGCCGAUAUGGAAAAGCUGCAGGAGGAGAAUCGCAGCAAACUAGAAGAGUUGCACGAACGUCAUAAGAACGAGCUGGAAACGCACGCUAGGGAUCGGAAAUCUGAAGUGGCUGCCGUCGAGAAGAAGUUCAAGACUCAAAUGAAAAAGAACCAGAACGAAAUGAAGAAAUUAUUAAAUCAAAAAGAGUCAUUCAUUCAAGCACAGAGUGUGAGUUUGACCGACGCUGAACCCGGACAGCUACAGAGAGCUGGGUCAUCUUCGUCCCUCAAUAGUGAACCUGUUGCGGAGGAUUCAAGUCAAACAGCGCUGAAGGAACAAAUUACGCGGUUGAGAACAGAAGUCGGUGUCCUGAAGGAGAGAGAGGAAUCACUGAAAUCACAGAUUGAGAAACUCGGUGGAUCUCCACUUCAAGGAAGAAAUCGUCCCGCACAACUGAACCUGGUGUCCAACCCUCUGUCGGACAGCCCAGCUCUGUUAGAUCCAGGCCCUCCCCAGUCGCCAGUGGAACCUACGGAGUUCGAGUAUCUUCGAAAUAUAUUGUACGAAUACAUGAUGGGCCGCGAACGAAAGCAAAUGGCCAAAGUGUUAGUAGCCUUGUUACGGUUCAGCCCCAAACAGCAAAAGGAAAUUUUGCGUAAAGUUGACGAACAAGCAAAUCAGAGUGGCUUCCUAUCGCCGUUUAGGGCGUGACGUUCAGUCUUGUCACGCAACAACAUCAAGAUGCCUUCGAGUGAAAGCAAAGUCGUCGUGGUAUUGACGAUGGCGAAGUAGUUAACCAGUUUUACGGAUAUUUUAGGUUAAAUUAUAUUUUGAAAAAAGUAUUGUUUUCUAGUUAUAUGAUCAUCAACCGAGAAUCUUUUUAGUUUUGACCACUGAUUAGGCCUUUCUUUAAAACUGCGACCGAAAUCCAAAAUUUAUCAUCCGAAAACACAUUCCCACCGCCAUAACAAUGCUCGCGAUUGUGAAUUUUCAAAUUUUCAUUUCCGUGUCAAUCAAAUCAUUGGGCAAAUGAUUUGAUUGGUACGGUUUUAAAUGCUUUUGUAUGACAGGGGAUGUAGUAUAUUCUUCAGUUUUAGAUUUAACAUCUCGGUUGAUUUAAAAAAUGUUAUUAAAUGGACUCUGAUUACUGAAUUAAGGGUGCUUACUUUGAACUUUUGCCAAUUUCCAGAGCAGGUUAAUAUUGCGUAGUAUUGAUAUUAGCCGCUAAUUUUGAGGUCUCUUCAUUCACACCAAAUUAACAUUAUGUUUUGGACCUACAACUCUCCUUUUCUUCCCUUGGUUAUUCUUUGUAACGAACAAACAUGGUUUCAAUUAAGCCACACUGGUAUUUUAAAGACUUACAAGAUUCUGUGGUCAUAGUUAUGUAAAUGAUUGUAGUAAAUUAAAUUAUGUUAAUGGUAGAUAAUAAUUUUAUUUAACACGGAACUCACGAUAUCUCCUAUUUACCAAACUUGCUAGUGCAGGUACCUUCAAAAUUUUAAAAAAAUUCCCUUUUUCUCUUUUUCUUCUUGUCAUGUUGGUUAGUGACAUUGUUAUGACAAGAGUGUACUGGCUGAUUAAUUCAUAGACAUUAUUUUAGCCGAAAUUCUGCAAACGUAAUGACUUUCUGAGUGAUUCCAAGAGCUGACUCCUCAGUCCUCCAAGUUUCUGGAAUGAAGAGUUAUACAUUGCAUUCUAUAUCUUCAAGAAAUAUGUCUAUGACAUCGGUGAACUCAAACAUUUUUUCUUACUUUUGAAGUGUGUUCUUUGUACAUACGACAUGUUUCGCCCAAUUGCUCGUCGGUUGUUUUGAUAAGUUGAUAAAUGGGUGAUCAGAACCUCUCCGUAUUUCUCCAUGCCGAAGUACACUGCCCUCGCCAGAACCUCUCCGUAUUUCUCCAUGCCGAGGUACACUGCCCUCGCCAGACCCUUUUUUUAAGGCAGAAAAUGGAAGAAUGUCUUUAACGUCCUUGGUUUGCAUUCCGUAACAAGAUACAUUAACUGUUGGAGAUUGCGUAGUGUCUUGUCACACACGCACUCCAAUAGAGUCGUUUUAUUCCUUCAACUCCCGACCCAAUGACUGAUACGUGUAACAAUUGUUCUUUUAGUAGGGGGUGGGGGUGAAAAGGGAGGAGUUAUCAAGACCCUCUGACAUCUUUGAAAAUCUUUCUCAUCAUGAAUUAGCAGAAUUACUUCUAGGGUAAUUUUCGGUUUCCUACUCUGACUGCCUUAUUUUUAUCCCGUGGCACUUUAACUGUUAAGGAUAAUGGGUCUUAAUAAAGUAAAGAAUCCCUUCUAUUG
Messenger RNA from Stylophora pistillata, 8253 nucleotides. RefSeq lists its product as uncharacterized. The record is from RefSeq and is a predicted model, not a curated record. Lineage: Eukaryota; Metazoa; Cnidaria; Anthozoa; Scleractinia; Pocilloporidae. Gene Ontology annotation, biological process: Golgi vesicle transport. Gene Ontology annotation, cellular component: Golgi apparatus. Gene Ontology annotation, molecular function: small GTPase binding.